This is a messenger RNA of Pyricularia pennisetigena, 1539 nucleotides long. RefSeq lists its product as uncharacterized. Gene Ontology annotation, molecular function: rRNA (adenine) methyltransferase activity. The coding region runs from base 1 to 1539 and encodes 512 amino acids. NCBI's taxonomy places the organism in Eukaryota, Fungi, Ascomycota, Sordariomycetes, Magnaporthales, Pyriculariaceae. Gene Ontology annotation, cellular component: nucleolus. The transcript has a single exon. The record is from RefSeq and is a predicted model, not a curated record. Gene Ontology annotation, biological process: rRNA methylation; ribosomal large subunit biogenesis.
AUGUUUGCCGUCCCUGGGUGGUCGCUUUCUGCAGACAAGCUCAAGACAGAGACUGUAGCAAAAUCGUCAAGUGGCCCAGCGGCUGCACCCUCAAGGAAAAGAAAAAGAGUCAAAGUUCCCGCCGAAGAUGUGACCAAGGACAAUGUCACAGAUCUAUGGGAGCAAAUUAUUGAAAACAAGGAGAAAACCAAGGGCGCGGCUCCCUCCAAGCCAAAGGAUAGCAAGCGGCAAAAAGUGAAGAAAGGCGACCGUCCUCCUGGCGGAGCAGAAUCAGCACCGACGCCGAAUACCCAGUCAAAACCUGACCAGGCGAGUCCCAUAGAUGGAGACCCUGCCGGCAAGUCAGAGAAAAAAUCCAAGAAGAACAAGAUCAACAAGAAGUAUGGAGGCAAGGAUGAGACCGCCGAAUCCUCGCCGGCAACCCAGCCGUCGGCAACGACGACAACAGCACCAGCAGCAGCGAGCAAGCCGCCGCCGCCGCCGCCAAAGCUCACCCCGCUGCAGGCGUCUAUGCGCGCCAAACUGAUCUCUGCUCGCUUCAGGCACCUCAACGAAACGCUGUAUACGCGUCCGUCAGAGGAGGCCUAUAGGCUGUUUGACGAGUCACCCGAGAUGUUUGCCGAGUACCACGAGGGGUUCCGCCAGCAGGUCGAGGUUUGGCCCGAGAACCCUGUGGACGGCUAUAUCGCCGACAUCCGCGCUCGUGGUGCCGUCCGGCCGCCCCCAUCGUUCCACGGCAAGAACGGCAAGCGGCCCCCGAAGAGGCAGCCGCCGCCCGGGCCCGGCGAUCUCGAACCUCUGCCGCGCACCGCGGGCACCUGCACCGUGGCAGAUCUGGGCUGCGGCGACGGUCGUCUCGGCAGCGAGCUGCAGCCUCUGGCCGACAAGUUGCGCGUCCAGGUCCUGAGCUUCGAUCUGCACAGCCCGGCGCCGCACGUGACCAAGGCCGACAUGGCCAACGUCCCCCUCCCAGAUGGCUCGGUCAACGUCGCCGUCUUCUGUCUCGCCCUGAUGGGAACCAACUGGCCGGCCUUCAUCGAGGAGGCCUAUCGACUGCUGCACUGGAAGGGCGAACUAUGGGUGGCCGAGAUCAAGAGCCGGUUCGCACCGGCCGGCGCCAGGAACAAGAGGGGUUCCGCUGCCGUCGUGGACCACAGCGUUGGCAAAAGGCGCAAGAAGUCGGCCAAGGCAGGCGAAGACGAUGCCAAUGGCCAGGCAGAGGCGCUAGCCGUCGAGGUUGAUGGAGCCGAUGACAGGCGAGGUGAGACGGAUGUAUCGGCUUUUGUGGAAAUUCUCACAAGACGGGGUUUUGUUCUUUGCGGCAACGGUGGCGAUGGGAUUGACCUCAGCAACAAGAUGUUUGUCAAGAUGCGUUUCAUCAAGGGAGCAGCCCCCACGGUUGGCAAGUGCGUGACCAAGACCCCCAAGCCCCUAGAGAUCACUGGGUUGUCUAGGAAACGUGGACCGGAGAUUCCUGACGCACCGGAUGUGGCGGAGGAGGCCAAGGCUCUCAAACCGUGCGUGUACAAGAUUCGUUAA